AGCAUUUACAGUAUUCGUUUAUUCUGGGCAUGUAUGAAUAAAGGAACUAGAGAUGGUGAUAGACUAAAACAAUAUCUUUUGGGGGGGAUUGGUCCUCAAUAUAGUCUAAGUAUCUAUUUCCGCUCCACAUAGGUGUUCUUCCUGGUUGUUGAUUCGGUUUUAAAGUAGCAACAUUUCGGCCUCGAGCAAGUUCCAAUAGAAUGCAUGCGAUGAUACAAACUAGCACUCGAGCUUUCGAAAGUGUACCGUCUAUGUAACGUCUUUUUGCGAUUUGAGGCUUCUUUGCGUUGCAGGAUUCGUGCAAUGCGGUAUUCAUUUUGAUUUGAGUCCAAAAUGCCCGACUGCUGUGCUGCUGCAAACUGCAAGCCGAGUACGGACCAGUCCAACGUUUUCUUCUUUAGGUUCCCGCUGGAUCCGGAUCGAUGUAAACAAUGGGUAGGAAACUGUCGCAGAACAGAUCUUGAGAGCAAAACCCCUGCAUUUUUACACAGCAACUACAAAUUGUGCUCCAAACAUUUUGAGGCGUCAGUGAUAUGUCAACAAAGCGAUCUGAAGUCUGUUUUGAAGGAUGAUGCAGUUCCUACUAUAUUUGACUUUACAACCAACCAGGAGAUGGCACAAAAUAGCAGCAGGAAAAGAACAAUAGAGACAACUGGAGAGGAACCAGUUGUCACAAAGAAAACUAAAGGUACCACAGAUAACUCAAAACUCUCUGAAAUAACAACAGAAGUUAAAGUUGAGAGUGACCCUGGUGAGAACAUCGAAACGCAAAAUCCUCCUGUACAUGAUGAAUCGGAGAAGGAGGAUCCUGCUAUUUCCAAAGCCAAGGAAACUUUGAAAGACUACUUCAAAGAGACUUUAGCCUUGACUGGUUUCAGCAUCCGCAACAAUGCAACUCUCACCCCUGCCAAACCACUGGGGAAAGACCCAGCUGGACCACUCUCUGCCAAUGCCAUAUGUGCAGAGAAGAUUGACUGGAAAGAAGUGCUCACCUUAGGCGAGGAUGUUAUGCGGGAGGAGAUUCGCAAUGGCUUGCGCCUUGCACGCUUUUUCUCCAUACUCCUCGAAGACAAGAUAAACAUUGAGGGCAAGGACCAGAUCCCUGUGUUUGUCCGCUCCAUGACAGGUGUGGGCUUCCCGCAAAAGCACCUUAUGGGAUUCCUUCCCUGUGACGUUGACUCUGAAAAUCUGUUUCUAAUGCUUAUAUCUGAAAUCCGCAAUAAGUGGGGCCUGCGAAUGGAGCACUGCCGCGGGUUUACAUACCUGUCAACCGGUAGCAUGUGUCUUAAGUUGAAGGAGCUCGCCUGCAGGAUGCUGCGGGAUUUUCCACAGGUGGUGUUAUCCCCCUGUGAACCUUACGCCUUCAAUGUGUGGUUGAUUCGCUCCAUACCAAUCCUUUCAAUUCAAGACGUUGUUAAUACUGUUGAGGAGGUCGCCGCCAUUAUUAGGCAGUCGGAAACUCUGGCGAAGAAGCUUGAUGCCAAGAUCACUGCUUCAUAUGGCCACAUCAAAGGUGAGGUGGAUAGAAUCAAGGAUGCUUGCCAGAACCAUUGGGAAUACGGCACUGAUGCUUUCCAGACGAUGCUUGAAAUCUUGGAGCCCGUUUUGAACAGCAUUGGAGAGAUGUGCACCAGUGCCCUUUCAAAUGUAGACGCAGACACUGUCGAAGCGCUUCUAAAACUUAGAGAGAAGCUAAAGAAUUUUAAUUUCAUCAUUACUCUUGUGGUCUUGAAGAGUACAUUGUGUUGUGUAAGCAUCCUGAACCCUAGUCUCAGGGGAAUAAUCAGUGUCAGCAGCACUUUACAAUAUACCAUCUCGAACGCCUUAAAGCUUCUCACCAAACAUAUGCAGGAGAUUGCAAUUUUUCAUAGGAAGUGGUUCUCUGAUGCACUGGGCAGAGCUAAGAAUUUGGGUGUGCCAGUCAGUUUGCCAGUGGAGUUGGUGACAAACGGUGAAGGUGCAGAGAAUACCCAGACCUCAUUGGAGGAUUACUACAGGGAAGCACUGAGUAAGAAGGUCUUGCAAUACCUUGUUGAUGAAGUCAAAAGAGUCCUUGGCCCUGAAAUGAUAAGAAUCCUACGAUGGUUGUCAUUGGUGCCAUCAUACAUGGCUGACCACAAUUUUAGCAUCCGCAAAGAUAAAGUUGCUGAUGCUAACCUGAAUAACUUGGCUCGACCUGACUCAUUUUAUGAUGAGCUGGGCUGUUGGGAAGUUAAAUGGAAGCAUGCUAGCAAGCGAAGGAUUCUUCCCACCAAUGUAAAUGCAACCCUAAAGAUCCCAGAUAUAGGCUUUUACCCAAAUAUACAAAGUCUGUUGAGGGUGCUGGGUACCAUCCCAUGCAUCAAAGCUGAAGCAGAUGUGUAUGGGCAGUAUGAGAUGGUGCUGGACAGGUAUCGCUCCUAUAUGAAGGAGGUACCAGUGGAAAGGAGACUGUCCAAUUUGGCCUUUGUUUAUGUCAAUCAAGACGUACACUUCAGCAUUGAGGAAAUGGUGGAGGCGUAUAUUAAGAAAUAUCCAGAAAUCCUGGAGCAGUUGCAUGAGGAUGAAGCAAUGGAAGUUCAGCCAUCAGUUCCAGAAACAAGUGCAAAUUACAUUGCUGAAGAAGAUAUGGAAGAACCAAGAGAGAUGACUUUAAAUAUGGAAGCUGAGAGACAAAAGCUGCAAGAGUGCUCAGAAACUGAUAAAGAGGCUUUGAAAUCUGCAUUAAAGGCUGCUGUCACUGCAGCCUUUAGCAGGCAAAGCAGACAAUCUCAUGGUGAUCAAGAUCAAGAAGUGGAAUACGUGACAAAAUCUGAGAUGACUGAAGUCCUUAAAGUGUGUGAGGAUGUUGUCAGGGAAAGAAUUCUUUCCGAGGUUGGAAAUUCAUUCUUCUCCCUUUUUAUUGACCGAGUUGUCAGGCUUGGAGAGACAGACUACUUACCCAUGUUCCUCAGAUUUGUUGACAGUUUUGAUGUCAUGCGCCUUGAGCUUAUGGGAUUUGUCGAGGUUACUUUCGACACAGAGGCCAUGUGUGAACAACUUUUUGAUGUCAUCACUAAAGAGUGGCAUCUGGAUUUGAGCUACUGUAGGGGUCAAGCUUACCUUGGCUCUGGUGAAGUGUCCUACAAGCUCAAAGCCUUUGCAUGCAAAAUACAGGAGAAGUAUCCACUUGCUAUAUGCACACACUUCUCAUGUUACUCUUUCAAUACCUGGUGGUCAAGGUCAGUUCCUGUUGCCACAAUCAUCAGAGCCAUUGAUACAUUAGAGGAGAUAGUGUCAUAUUUCCGCAGCACUCCUUCCCUUGAGAAACAAUUAGAUCAGGUCUUAGCCAUAGGCCUGAGAGAGAGCUAUGAGAAAAUCCAGGAGCUUCAAGGAAAAUUCUGCUCCUCUUGGCUGGAGAAGCAUGACUCUUAUGAAGUCUUUGCUCAGAUUCUAGAGCCUUUGGCUGAGUGUCUCGAAAAUAUUUAUAACGGCACGCCACAAAAAUGGAGUUUGGCAGUAGCCAACCGAGCCAAGAGACUACUUCAGUUGAUUCAGGACUUCGACUUCAUCGUGGCAAUUGUUGCACUGAAAAAUGCCUCGUCCUUCACUAGAGAACUGAGUGCAGCACUACAGAAAGACCAUUUUAGUGCUGCCUCACAGCUCUCUCAGAUCAGUGGCAUUGUGGCCACGCUCAACCGGGUGAAGACCAACAUCAAGGUUUUCCAUCAAAACUGGUUUGAUGAAGCUUGUGCUUUUGCUCAGAAUCUGGGUGUGCAGGUUAAAGUGCCUGAUAGUGUGACAGUUCCAAGGGACAGCCUCUUGAAGCCAGGUACGUACUACAAAGACGCAACAAGUGUCCCUUUAGUUGAUCACCUCAUAAACAUGGUGAAGGACUAUUUUUCUGAUGAUCACAAGGAGGCACUGAACCUUUUGUCCUUGGUUCCGAGCUCUGUUACGAUGAGCUAUGUUUUUGAAACACUCAAGUCAAAACCUCCAUUGUACGUCAGUGACCUUCCGGAUCCCGACAACUUUUUUACUGAGCUCAGUUGCUGGAAAGUUAAGUGGAAAACAAAAGUGAUUAGUGUAAACAUACCAGAGACCAUUUUCGAGACUUUGCGCCUACCACUCAUGCAGUACUUUGUAAACAUCAAUACGUUGCUGAAGAUUAUGUGCGUGUUGCCGAGCACGGCUCUGGAAUAUUGCGGCAAUGUGAAGCGUCAUGCAAUGUAUCAAGACUACUUGAGCAACACCUCGCCUAAGGAUAGAUCACCGUGGUUAGCCAUGCUUCAGAUGGGCACUGACUUUGACAGAGACCUAGACAGGAUGGUUACUCGGUGCUUAAAUGUCACACCUAAGACUCUGGAGGGCAUAUGCCUGGACAAAGAAUCCAAAACUUUAGUGAGAACUGCUGAAAUAAAAACAGAGGAUGACAACCACAAAGAUGGAGCAGAGGACAUGGAAACUCAGCAGGGCAAAGAAUCCAGAACACAAGAGAUGAAUUCUGAAAUGGCAAUAAAAGAAGAAGACAUCCACAAAAAGGCAGCAGAGAGUACAGAGUCUCGGCAGCAGUCUGAAAACACAGCUGAAGUUGUGACUGAGGAGCAACACAUAAAUUCUGUUGAAGAGAAGCAGACUGUGGAUAAGAAUGGCGAUUCUGUUGAGCCAGCAAACAACAUGCAUAACUUUGUAAAAGUCUUCAAACAGGCAGCUAUGCUUGCAAGGAGAAACUGCACAUUGAUUGACCUCAGUAAAGAGGAGCAAGAUGAUGUGGUUCAGAAGCUUGCCUCAUGUCAUUGGGUUCAGGAAGAAGGGAAGUUGUUUUCAGAGGAGGAAAUGCUGCAAAGCAUCGUGAAAGCCAUAAGAGAAACGAUCAUCACUGAAGUUCAGGACUCCCCUUUCUUUUCCAUCAUCACUGAUAGAGCUAUCUCAGUGGGCGAGACAAAGUUCCUACCAGUCUUCGUUAGAUAUGUGAAUGACUGCAUUCCUAAAGUGGAGCUCAUAGGUUUUCUGCCUUUUGAUGAAAGCUCUGAUGUAAAUUUGCAAGCAAAGGCCCUGUCAGCCACUCUUGAGGAUGAAUGGGGACUUCAGAUGGGCUGCUGUCGUGGCCAGUCCAUCAUGUGCAUAGGUACAGGGAGCCAAAGUCUCAGGAAGAUGGCCUUGGACUUUCUAGAGGGCUAUCCAUUAGCUGUGAACACACCCAGUGAGUCUUGUGGACUUGCCUAUUGGCUGGCUUUAAGCCUAAAGAAUACCUCCAUCACAAAGGUUCUAGAGAUAGCUGAAGAUCUGUUACAAUUUUUCGACCAGUCACCCAGACUAGAGAGUGAGCUUGCCAAGACCAUGGAUGGGCUUCUAAAUACCCCACGUGAAGCACUUGCAGAGAUCCCAGAAACCUGUUGGUCCAGAUGGAAGAAGAGAGAAGACUUCUUUGAUAUUCUGGUGGACAUGCUGGAGGGAGCCCUGAACUGCUUUGAUUCAGUGAGCACCAAUCCCUUGGGGUCAUGGAGUAGCAGCAUGUCAUUGCAUGCUCAGACCCUGUCCACAGCUAUCAGGCAGGCUGAUUUUGUAAUCCCCCUAGUAAUUUUAAAGAACGCCUGUGCUCCCUUGAGGAACUGCAGCACUGUGUUUCGCUGUGGAAACCCUGCUGACAUUAUUUGCGAGCUUGAGAAGAUUGUGCCAAUAAUAGAUUCUCUAAGCAAGAUGUUGGAAAAUGUGAGUGCAGUGCAUUCUACCUGGUUUGAGGAGGCAGUGGAACUUGCUGCUAAGGUCACAGGAUUGCUUUUAUAUCCAGAAUCUGUCAGUGGCCACGAGUCUCCGGAAGUGUUCUACAAGGAAACAGUUAGCAUACCAGUUCUAAAUGGUUUAAUUGAAGAAAUGAAAUUUAACUUCUCAGAGAAUCACUUGAAAGCUCUAAAGGUUUUGUCCCUGCUGCCUACCUGUAACCCUCUACCCAUUCUCCCAGAAUCCACAGACAAAUUGCACACCAUCUACUUGAGUGAUCUUCCUGAACCAGAAACAGCUGAGGAAGACAUUAACACCUGGGCCACAGUAUGGAGGGAGAAGUACCAAGAUGUUUGUCCUCCCACCUCUAUUUCUGAGACAUUGCUCCACAGUGAAGCCAAAAACCUUCCAAAUGUUGCAACCCUUCUUAAGCUAGUGGCUGUGUUGCCUAGCAUUAGCAUGGAGUGUGAUCUAAUGAAGACCACUCUGAACUCCAUGAGGACUUUACUCAGAGAUGGUAUCUUCAGUAGGGGUAGUAAGACCGAUGCAGUUCUGUUUCUUAUGCAUCGCCAGACACUGCAGAGCCUGGAUGAAGUGAUUGAGAAAUGCAUGGAGAGUGAUCCAGAGAGUCAUCAAUUUCUUGCUCAGGUAAAAGCAAGAGUCAAUCACCUGAGAAUGGAAAGUGAGGUGAUUGCCAUGGCUCCACAACAGAUCACUGUGGAUACAAAUUGUUCUGAUUUUCCACAUGUGGCAAAGGAGGCUGUUGUUGAAGUUAGCACUUCUGCUUCAGAGGAAAUUUCAAUGGAAACCAAUGGCUCUACUGAUAUAGAAUUGGCCAAAGAAACAUCCAUGAUAAGUACACCUGACCAGCAGUCAUCUUUAACUCUUGACAGCUCUUAUAAACCCACAACUGCAGUUCAGAUCAUUACUGCUCGCAGCACACUGAUGACCAGAUCACUUGACCAACCGACAGAAUCCAUCCAAGAUGCCACUACACAAUCCACAAUAGUUGAACAAGAUAAAACUGGUGAACUGAUGGCAGAUCAAGAUGUAACUGAUAGUUCUGAAGUACUUGAUCAAUGUGGAAUUGGUAUGUCACUAACAGAAGAUCAAAGUGCAUCUAAACAGUUGAUGGCCAUGGGUCAAGGUAGAACUGAGGAGCCUGAAAUAGAACAGCAAGUUAGAUGUAGUCAGUUAGUAUCAGUCAAACAAAAUGAAACCGAUCAACCCAUGGAAGAUGAUCAGAGUGGAAAUGAAAAGUUUGUAGCUGCAGAUCAAGGUGGAACUGGCCAGCCAGCAGUAGGGGAACAAAGAGUACCUGAUACAUUCAUGGAAGCUGGGCAAGUCAAAACUGAUCAGUCUUUAGUAAAAGGUCAAGAUGAAGGUUGUCACACAGUAACAGGGUUAGCAGAUGAAGGGGGAACUGGUCAGUUGGUAUCAAGGGAUCAAAAUGGAUCUGUUGCGCUUAGGGCAGUUGGUCACGGCAUAAAUGAUCAGGUGGUCUCUGUGGAUCAAAGAGAAGGUGAUCAGGUCUUUGAAGUUGAUGAGAAUGGAGAUGAGCAGUCUGUUGCAGCAGAGCAGGGUGGAACUGACCAGCCAGCAACACAGCAUAGUGUAGCUGAGCAGUUAGCAGUUGGUCAAGUUGAAACUGAUCAUUUUGUAGUAGAAGGACAGGAAGAAUUUUUUCAGAUAGUAACAGGUUUAGGAGAUGAAGGGGGAACUGCUCAUUUUGUAACAGGGGCUCAAAUUGGAUCUGAUCAACUUGCGGCAGUUGAUGACUCUAAAAAUGUUCAGUCCAUUUUAGCAGAUAAAUGUGGAACUAGCCAAUCAGUAACUGGAGAUGAAAGUGUUGCUGAUCAUUUUAUGGUAGUUUGUCAAGUGGAAACUGAACAUUCAGUAGUAGCAGGUCAGGGUGAGGCUGGUCAGACAGAAAUAGCAAAUGAAGAUGGAACUAGUCCGUUAGUAUCAGAGGAUCAAAGUGAAUCUGAGCAGCUUGUGGUUGUUGACACUGCAAAUUAUCAGUCUGUAACAGCAGAUAAAAGUGUUACUGAUCAGUUCAUGACAGUUGGUCAAGUUGAAAUUGUUCAUUCUAUAGUAGAGGGUCAAGAUGAGGCUGGCCGGACAGAAACAGGUUUAGCAAAUGUAGGUUCACCUGGUAAAUUAGUAUCAGGGGAUCAAGGUGGAUCUGAUCCACUCAUGGUAGUUGAUGACUCUGGAAAUGAUCAGUCCGUAAUAGCAAAUCAGAAUGGAAUUGGUCAGUCAGUAACAGGAGACCAGAUUGUAGCGGAUCAAUUUGUGGUAGUUGGUCAAGUUGAAACUGAUCAUUCUGUAGUAAAGAGUCAAGAAAAGGCUGGUCAAACAGAAAUUGGGUUAGCACACGAAGGUGGAACUGGUCAGUUAUUAUCAGGGGAUCAAAGUGGAUCUGAGCACCUCAUGGUAGUUGAAUCUGGAAAUGAUCAGUCUGUAACCGCAGAUCAAAGUGAAACCUGUCAGUCAGUAAUAGGAAGUCAACAUGCAUCUCUUAACUUUAUGGCAGUUGGUGAAGUUGACACUGAUCAUUCUAUAGUAGAGGGUCAAAAUGAGGCUGGUCAGACAGAAAUGGGGUUGGCACAUGAGAGUGCAAAUAUUCAGUUGGUAUUAGUUGAUCAAAGUGGGUCUGAUCAGCUCAUGGUAGUUGAUGACUCUGAAAAUGACCAGUCUGUAACAGCAGAGAAAAAUAGAACUGGUCAGUCAGUAACAGGAGAUCAAAGUGUACCUGAUCAGUUUGUGGCAGUUGGUCAAGUUGAAACUGAUCAUUCUAUAGUAGAGGUUCAAAACGAAGAUGCUCAGACAGAAAUUGAGGUAGUGAAUGAAGAUGAAACCAGUCAGUUGGUAUUAGAUUAUCAAUGUGGAUCCGAUCCACUCAUGGUAGUUGAUGAGUCUGGAAUUGACCAGUCAUUAAGAGAUCAAGUUGCAAAUCAUCAGCACACAGUAGAAGGCCUAGGUGAAACUGGUCAGAUACUGUCAGGGGAUCAAAGUGGAACUGAUCAGCCCAUGGCAGAUGAAUGCUGUGAAAAUGAUCAGGCUGUAGUUGAACCUCAAGGCGGAACUAGUCUUUCAGGUACAUGUAAUCAGAGUGUACCUGAUGAGUUUAUGUCACUUAGUCAGGGUGGAACUGAUCAGAUAGUACCAGGGAAUACAAGUGGAAUUGAUCAGUCCAAAGCAGAGGAUCAGGCUUGUCCUGACCAGCCUAAAGUAGCUGCAGAAUAUAACACAGAACAGUUCAGUUCAGCAGCUCCAAAUGACCCAUUAACUGCGGCAGUACACACUGACCCUGUUCGGCCCUAUAUUAAUGACUAUUCCACACCUGCUUCACAUGAUAGUACUGAUCAUUCCACAGCACCAGAUUUAGAAGGCACAGACCAGUCUAAAACAACAGUUCAGGACGGCACCGACAAAGUAGCUACCCUGGAUAGCACUGGUCCUGAACUACCAGUUCUGACCCUCUAUGAUACCGCUGCCCGAGAGGAAUUAAUCAAAGAACUUUGUGACAUAAAGUUCUUUACCAUAGUGACUGAGGAAGAGUGUGAAAUUCAUGGCCAACCAUACAUCCCUGUAGGAAUACACUACCUUGACAAGCAAGAUGUUCAGUGUGAAAAUAUUUUAGCCCUUAUCCCCCUUGUCACAAACAUUGCUUCAUUUGUGGAUACUCUGACCUUUGUUCUCUCUGAGAAGUGGGGUUUAAACUUGACAUUCUGUAGAGGUCAGACCUUGACAAGACCCAGUGCCUCCGUCUCUCAGAUGAGACAGGCUUCAGCUUUGCUUUCCCAGAGACUCCCUCAUGCUUUUGGUGUCCUGAACCCUAUAACUCUGAGGGCUUUAUUAGCCAGUUCGUCCUCCCUAAGAGAGAUAAUGCAUAGUUUUGAGUGCUUGGAGCAGCUGUUAAGGUGGUUCUCUGAUGAUGUUCAGCGACGGGAAAAUUUAGAGAAAGCUGUUGUACAUUUGUUCCAACAGGACGAAAAGAAGGCCAAUGAGCUGAAAGCCAAGCUAAGCAGCAAUCAAUGGGCAAUGAGUCAUGAGAUUCUGGAACUUUCUACAGACAUUCUAGAGGCCAUCUGCCUUUGUUUGAAUGAGAUGAAAGGUAACCAUGACAAUGAGGCUAACACAUCACAGGCUCAGAGCUUCCUUUCUGCCAUCCAAAACUUUGAUUUCAUCUUGACCGUUGUGAUCAUGAAAAACAUAUCGAGGCUCACCAAAAACCUAUGCCAGAGACUUCAGGGAAAUUCCUAUGAUGUGUAUCAAGCUAUAAACAGCCAGUCUAAUUUACUGUCCUCUCUCCGUAAACUGAAGAACAGUAUUGACUCACACCAUCAAACCUGGUUUCAAGAGGCAUUUGCAUUAGCUUCAAAGCUGCAGGUCACAAUGCAUCUUUCACUACAGCCACCCGUGAAUGUGCACUACAGAGAGGAUAUCAGUAAAGGGACCAUUGAGCACUGUAUUGCUGAAGUGGAAGGGCUCUCCCAGGAUAUUCUGUCUGCUCUUCACUGCUUGCAGGUUGUGCCUUAUGUCAUGUCCAGAGUGGAAGGAUGCUGCAAGAACAUUGAGUUUGUCAAGGUUUUCCAGGAUUACCUACCUGAUCCAGGCUCCCUCAAGAAUGAGCUGCAGAAGUGGAGGGACAGAUGGCAAGACCCCAUUGCAUCUCACCAACAUCUGCCCGACACUGUUAUUGGCACUCUCAAAACUUCGGACAUCCAAUCUUUUCCCAACAUUUCAACCAUUCUCAGACUACUGGCAGUCCUGUCCUGCUUCAGCAUGCAGAGUAGUUUCAGACAGGGAAAGAUUAAAUCUGAGCUGUAUCCUCUGUAGAAGUCUGACCUUAGCUGCCCCCAAACAAGUUCUCCAUUAGGAUGUCAUACACUGCUGAAUCUUUAGAAAGGCCCACUGUAUUUUCUAAACUGUAGAUCCCAUCUGACUGUAGGUUUCAGUAUGCUUUUUUUAUUAGAGAAAUUAAUUAGACCUGUACACUUUAAUUAUAAUCACUUUAUGGUUUUAUUGAUAUAUUUUUUUCCUUUUGCAUAAGUGGCAUGGAUAAAGAGAACUGCCAAUUGGGACCAAUGUCUUUCCAAAAAAAAAAAAGAAAGAAAAGAAAAGGAUGCACUUUUGGGGGGGCUUUACUGCUUUGUGCCUUUACUGCAAAAAAAAAAAAAAACCUACAUAACUCCUUGAAUCAUCAGACAGAAAAAUUAUGGAUGGAAAAUUUCCUAAUAUCUUCAGGAACUUUAAAGGAUUUAAUCAUGUAAUCCUCUUAAAUGCAUUGGACAAAAGAGGAUCAUGUUUUAUCACUAUGAAUUAUGAUGGUUAUUUUGUAUUGUCAAAAUGUCAUCCCAUGGCACAAACUAAAAUUGUCUUUCCCUGUAUCAUCAUGUUACAAUGGUUGAUUUUUUUUUCUUUUUUUUUUGCAGUUUUAUUUAGAUGAAUAGAUUUUUCUGUAAACAUUUUUCCCAGAAGCCCUCUUCAAGAAGGAAGCAUUCAUAUAUAUUUGACUAAAAUAAACAAAUAAAAUGAUUUGAUAAGAAGCAGCAUUAA
This is a messenger RNA of Myxocyprinus asiaticus (Chinese sucker), 11244 nucleotides long. RefSeq lists its product as uncharacterized. Bases 334 to 10524 code for a protein of 3396 amino acids. The record is from RefSeq and is a predicted model, not a curated record. The transcript has 14 exons. NCBI's taxonomy places the organism in Eukaryota, Metazoa, Chordata, Actinopteri, Cypriniformes, Catostomidae.